AUGUCGUCGUCGUCGUCCAUGGACUGCGUGAGCUCCAAGGACAAGGAGGCGGCGGCGGAUCCACCCAAGGCGCCGUGGUGGACGGGGGAGACGGUUGCCGUGGUGACGGGCGCGAACCGGGGCAUCGGGCUCGCGCUCGCGGCGCGCCUGGCGGAGCAGGGCCUGUCCGUGGUGCUCACGGCGCGGGACGAGGCGCGCGGGGAGGCCGCCGCCGCGGCGAUCCGCCGGGCCGCCGGCCCGCCGGGGCUCGGCGCCGCCGUGCGGUUCCGCAGGCUCGACGUCGCCGACCCGGCCUCCGUCGCGGCGUUCGCGUCGUGGGUGCGCGACGCGCUCGGCGGCCUCGACAUCCUGGUGAACAACGCGGCGGUGUCGUUCAACGAGAUCGACACCAACUCGGUGGAGCACGCGGAGACAGUGCUCCGGACCAACUUCUACGGGGCCAGGAUGCUCACCGAGGCGCUCCUGCCGCUGUUCCGCCGGGCGCCCACCACCAGCCGCAUCCUCAACAUCAGCUCCCAGCUCGGCCUUCUCAACAAGCUCAAGGACCCAGCGCUGCGGCGGAUGCUCCUGGACGAGGCGGCGCUGACGGAGCGCGACAUCGAGGGCAUGGUGUCGCGGUUCCUGGCGGAGAUCGGGGACGGCACCUGGCGCGGGCGCGGGUGGCCCGAGGUGUGGACGGACUACGCGGUGUCCAAGCUCGCGCUCAACGCCUACUCGCGCCUGCUGGCGGCGCGCCUGGCCGGGGAGCGGGUGAGCGUCAACUGCUUCUGCCCCGGGUUCACGCGCACGAACAUGACCCGGGGCAUCGGCAAGCGCACCGCCGAGGAGGCCGGCCGCGUCGCCGCGGGGCUCGCCCUGCUGCCGCCCCGCGACCUGCCCACGGGCAAGUUCUUCAAGUGGCGCACGCCGCAGCUCUACUCCAAGCUGUGACGCGACGCGUCGGCGGCGCGCGUGCCGGCCGCGCAUGCGUCUCACGGGGCCGGGCCGCUGCUGCUGCGUCUCGCGUUGGCUUGGCUAGUUGGCUGGCCGCUGGUGGCACCGCACCGGCAUGCCCGCGCGCGCGCGGCGUGCAGGUGGUGGUGGAUGCUUGGU
Molecule: messenger RNA, 1092 nt
Organism: Panicum virgatum (switchgrass)
Lineage: Eukaryota; Viridiplantae; Streptophyta; Magnoliopsida; Poales; Poaceae
Product: (+)-neomenthol dehydrogenase-like
Exons: 4
Coding region: 1-930 (309 amino acids)
Cellular component (GO): membrane
Source: RefSeq, a predicted model, not a curated record